Messenger RNA from Anoplopoma fimbria (sablefish), 1503 nucleotides. RefSeq names its product SRY-box transcription factor 10 (gene sox10). Gene Ontology annotation, biological process: negative regulation of transcription by RNA polymerase II; neural crest cell migration; morphogenesis of an epithelium. Bases 1 to 1503 code for a protein of 500 amino acids. The transcript has 3 exons. Gene Ontology annotation, molecular function: RNA polymerase II cis-regulatory region sequence-specific DNA binding; DNA-binding transcription factor activity, RNA polymerase II-specific. Gene Ontology annotation, cellular component: nucleus. The record is from RefSeq and is a predicted model, not a curated record. NCBI's taxonomy places the organism in Eukaryota, Metazoa, Chordata, Actinopteri, Perciformes, Anoplopomatidae.
AUGUCAAGAGAGGAGCAGAGCAUGUCGGACGUUGAGCUCAGUCCCGGGAUGUCGGACGACAGUCGCUCCCUGUCACCGGGUCAUUCCUCCGGUGCGGCCGGCGGAGGGGACUCGCCUCCCAGCCGGCGGGAGGACCGGCAGCUGGCGGGUCUGGACGACUCGGUUCCAGGCUGCUCGUCUAUCAAAUCCGAGGACGAGGACGACCGCUUCCCCGCAGGGAUCCGGGACGCAGUGAGCCAGGUGCUCAACUGCUACGACUGGACACUGGUGCCCAUGCCCGUGCGGGUGAACAGCGGGAGCAAGAACAAGCCGCAUGUGAAGAGGCCCAUGAACGCCUUCAUGGUGUGGGCGCAGGCGGCGAGGAGGAAGCUGGCAGACCAACACCCGCACCUGCACAACGCAGAGCUCAGCAAGACCCUGGGGAAGCUCUGGAGGCUUCUUAAUGAGAGCGACAAGCGACCCUUCAUCGAGGAGGCAGAGAGGCUGAGGAAGCAGCACAAGAAGGACUAUCCCGACUACAAAUACCAGCCACGACGCCGCAAAAGCGGAAAGCCCGGUUCUGGGUCAGGAAGUGAGGCCGAUGGCCAUUCGGAGGGUGAGGUCGGCCAACCCCACUACAAGGGCCUCCAACUGGAUGUGGCCCUCAGUAGGGGAGCCGGGUCCCCUCUGGAAGAUGGGCACCACCCUCAUGCUGCAGGUCACAGUCCUCCCACACCUCCCACCACUCCCAAGACCGAGCCUCAGUCUGGGAAGGUGGGGGAAGGAAAGCGGGAGGGUGGGUCUGGGGUCUCGCGUGGUGUAAUGGGAGCUGAGGGAAGCUCAGGUGCUCCGGGAUCUGGAAAACCUCACAUCGACUUUGGUAAUGUGGACAUUGGUGAGAUGAGCCACGAGGUGAUGGCCAACAUGGAGCCUUUCGAUGUCAACGAGUUUGACCAGUACCUUCCCCCAAAUGGACACCCAGGGGUUGGGCAGAGUGCUGGGGCAGCUGCUACGGCUUCUCCAGUCUCUCCGUACACCUACGGCAUCUCCUCAGCUCUGGCAGCGGCCAGUGGACACUCAGCAGCCUGGCUCUCCAAGCAGCAGCAGCAGCAGCAGCAGCAGCAGCAGCAGCAGCAGCAGCUUCAACACCACGGCCCGUCUCUGGGCUCUGAUCACUCCAAAGCCCAGAUCAAGAGUGAAGCUGGGGGUGCCGGGGGUCACUUUGCAGAAGCAGCCUCAGUAGGUUCCCAUGUCACCUACACCCCCCUCAGCCUUCCUCACUACGGUUCUGCCUUCCCCUCACUGGCCUCCAGGGCUCAGUUUGCCGAAUAUGCUGACCACCAGGCCUCCGGGUCAUACUACGCUCACUCCAGCCAGGCCUCGGGGUUGUACUCCGCCUUCUCUUACAUGGGGCCCUCCCAGAGGCCCCUGUACACCACCAUCCCUGACCCAGCCAGCGUGCCGCAGUCACACAGCCCCACGCACUGGGAACAGCCCAUCUACACGACUCUGUCGCGGCCAUGA